GUCUCUCAUAAUAUCUCAGUUAUUUAUUUGGUUAUAUGGUUUCAGCUUUUUACAACUCUCGUUUUCAUUAUUAUUGUUCGUAAAUAGAUAUCUGUAAAAUUCCAAAAAGUUCCAUUUAAUAUAACUAGACAAUGGACUUUGAUGAUCUGGAUGAGCAUAUUAGCUUUGAGGAAGAAGUUUCGAGAAUUCGUUCUCGUAUUCUAUUGUCUUCUACAAGAACUGCCAGUUAUGAUGAACUUAUCAAUAAAUAUAGCGCCUUCAACGAUGUUUUACGGGAAGCUAAAAAGAGAGGAAGGCUAAUAAGCUCUGUUUUAGUUGCUGCGGAGGGUAUUCUACAGUUUGCCUUGUCUUCCACGGAAAUAACCACGUCUAGGGAUUCCCCACGUUUAAAUCUGUGCAGCAAGGAGGAAGCGAAGCUUCUUCAGCAGCUUCUUAGAAUGUAUAUGCACCUGUAUUCGAAUUAUCCAGUUCCUACCAGACAGCAAUGGAAAGAGGCGGUGGUUUUGAUGAUUUCAAAUGAGGUUGAUAUUACUUCUAUUCAAAAAGAUUUCAACUUCAACACGGUUUCUCAUUCUUCAUAUAUUACAGCACUCCUUCAGGUUUUGCAAAUGUCGAUGGAAACUACUACGUUAUGCGAGAUAGAGAGCGAUGACGGCUCCUUUGUCGAUGCUCAAUUUAUUUAUCUUUUGAAGCGUCUUCUUAUUUUGGGUCGAAAAAGCGUCCCUCGUAGCAGUGUGGUGAAUACACAGAACGCUACAAAGACUAUAAAUGAGAUGCUUCAGGCUGUUCGGCAGUUUGUCAACAGUAACACGAUCGAUUGGUGAUGUCAAGCGUGCUUUUAGUCUGCUUCCGUUUAACAACACUUUAUUAAUUAACUUCAUUGUAAACUAAUUGCGCGAUUAAAAACACUCUGUAACAUUCGAGUUAUUUUCAAUUAAAGAAAAAAAAAUUCCUUAACCUUUCACUUACGGAAAGGACUUCUAUUGGCUG
This is a messenger RNA of Phytomonas sp. Hart1, 990 nucleotides long. The record is from the annotation of a GenBank genome assembly. NCBI's taxonomy places the organism in Eukaryota, Euglenozoa, Kinetoplastea, Trypanosomatida, Trypanosomatidae.